AUGUCAUCAAGUGUUACUUUGCCCGCUGAUUUUUCGAACAAAAAUCUGGUAUGGAUUCCAAAUGAAAAACUUGCAUUGUCACUCGCUUUAGUAUGCGGGGAGCCUGAUUCAGUUGGAUGGGUAGAUGUUGAAUCGAUUGAAACCGGAGAACGCCUACGAAUUUCAACCGAUGAUUGCCAAAAAUCGAAUACCGCGGAAUAUGAGAAUUGCGAAAAUAUGACAAUUUUUCCAUGCUUGAACGAGCCUUCUAUUUUGAAGAACUUGAAGCAUCGUUUUGUAUCUAAUGUAUUUUAUGUAAGUUUCACAUUUCGUAUUCGGUCAAAUUUAUUCAAUGUUUUUAAUUUUCAGACAUAUUCUGGCCAGACUUGUAUUUUCAUCAAUCCAUAUAAACAUAUUCCGAUUUACACGGACUCUAUUUCGAAAGACUAUCAAGGAAAAAAACGAAAGGAGAUGCCACCUCAUAUAUUUGCGAUUGCUGAUGAAGCUUAUAGAAAAAUGAUUUACGAAGGAAAAGGUCAAACGAUUUUAUGUACCGGAGAAUCUGGAGCAGGAAAAACGGAAAAUUCGAAAAAGAUCAUAAAACAUCUUGUUUAUGUUGCCGGAAAUCGAUCUGGUGUCGAUUCUUCAUCUACAGUAGAACAAAAUAGAAUUUUUAUGGAUACAUUGGAGAAUAGAUUAAUUCACGUCAACCCCAUUCUAGAAGCUUUUGGAAAUUCCAAAACUUCGAAAAAUUAUAAUUCCAGUCGCUUCGUAAGUUUGAAAAUAUAAAAGGUGUGGUAAUUAUACUUUUUUUCAGGGAAAGUUCGUCAAAAUCCAUUUUGACAAAAAUGGUCUUAUUCUUGGAGCGAGCAUUGAGACGUUUUUACUGGAAUCAAGUAGAAUAACAAAUCAAGAACAAGAUGAUCGGACAUUUCACAUUUUUUACCAGAUGAUUCAAGGGUUGUCAAAGUCACAACGCGAUGUUUUAUUUAUCAAAGAUAAAGCGGUUGAUUAUGAAUUCUUGAAAAAUGGCUGUGAUAAGAUUCCUUGCGUGAACGAUGCUGAUGAAUACCGUCAAACACUUCAAGCAAUGUUGAUGAUGGGAUUGAAUGAUGAACAAAUAAAUCAAAUACAUCGAAUUGCUUCAGCUAUUCUACUUUUUGGUGAUUUGAAUUUUUCGCAAGUUAACAAAGACGAUGAUCAAGCUGCGUUGGUCAACAAAAAUGUUGCUGAUCAAAUCGCUGACUUACUUGGAGUCGAUGCACAAAAGCUCAUCGAAUCGAUUUUGAAACCAAAGAUCGAAGUUCAAGGAUCUUCCACACAUCGCUCCCAAACCAUUGAUCAAACUUAA
Caenorhabditis angaria is the source of this 1330-nucleotide messenger RNA. Lineage: Eukaryota; Metazoa; Nematoda; Chromadorea; Rhabditida; Rhabditidae. The record is from the annotation of a GenBank genome assembly.